AUGCACAGUAACGAAUUUAUUCUCAUUUCGAAACGUCAUUUUCUUCCUGCCGGUACCUCAUAUUCAACUCAAGAACAUCGUGAUUUGAAUUAUGUAAACUUUACAUAUUGUGCUAUGCACAUGCUCUGGGAAAAAGAUGAUUCCGCAUUAUUAGAUUUAUCGGAACUGGAAGACUGGUACGAAUUUAACAUAUGGAGCAAGAUUACAUUAUUUAGAAAUCGAUCUAGUUCGUGGGGAAGAAGGGUACGUCUACCACUCUAUGCGUCGCAAGUUUUACCAAAAAAUGUGGUUGACAUUUCGUUGCAACAAACUCUGAUAUCUGCUACGUUAGACAUCACGUUGUUCGACUCCCCAAUAACAAUCACUUUACCACCCACACCAUUUAUUAACGUAAACCAACAAUCAGAAGCAGUUCUUACGAUUGAAAGUGAAGAAUUUACAGGUGAUACAUUGACUCAAGUAUCUAAUGAUCUUGUGACUCUGCUUCUCUCACCACUUUAUUCCCCUUCUUUAUCCAUUCAACAUGAGUCUCAACCAAUCGGCCCGGCAGACCUGCCCGAAUCUCAUUGCCGUCAACCUCGACUUGAGAUUUUUUCAUUAGCCCAGCAAAAACUUUUUUUGAGACGUCGGCGAUCUUGGUCUUCAAAUAAUGGUACAAAUGAAUAUCCAAUAACCAAAAAAAAAAUGUUUGCAUUCAUCCCAAUCGAAUCCAACCACGACGACCUUGUUUUUCAGAUCCCAUUCAACAACAGUGAAAACUAUUACCACUGUCCAACAACUAGCAUGCAUUGUCACCCGCACGCUUACUUUAAUCGUGUUCCAACGCAUCGACAUGAAUCUUAUGCAAAUAACCUAGAAAAUAUAAUUUCGGAAUUAAAGCAUCUCGAACGAAAAAGAGCUGAAGAGAAAACGCUCUAUGAAAAACGCCAACGUAUUUAUGCUGAGCGUGAAAAAGAGAUACGUCAACGCGCAUAUCGACAAUGGAUUCUUGAUCAACAAGUAAAACAAGAAGCAUUGAAACACAUUUUUGAGUUGAGAGCAGCUACUGCGGCAUCAAAUGAGGAUCCAAAUGUUUAUAAUCAUUCGUGCUCUCAUUCUUGCCGAAAACAACAGUCAAGGAAACAAAUAAUUUCGAAACAAGAAGCAGCGAAAAGAAUUAUUUUAUUUAUUCGUCGUCGCAUAGAAAAUCAAACCACCCUUCUUAUAAUUAAUAAACUAAGACAACUUCGAUCCAUUGAGCAGCAUUUGUUUUCACUUUUCCCGAAAUCCGGAUUCAAUCCACAUUUAACGUUCGUGACCGAGAAUGCAAAACAAAUAUUACCAAUCACCGCAAAUAAUCGUGCGUUCCUCCUCAAGGAAGAAUCUAUUCUCAAAACCUUAGAUUCGUUGGAUCGUAUUGAAAGUAACGGAAUCGAGAGUAUUCGUGAAAGAAGAAAACAAAUUGUUAGAGUUGCACAGAGAAUGUUGGAAGUGUUGGACAAUAUCAAGAAUAAACAAUGGAAAGAAUUUGGUGAAAAUGAAGAUAAACAAGAAGGAUCGGAAAAGGUGGAAACUAAUAAUACCGAAAGAGAAGAUAAUAAGCCAGAAGUUAUACGGAUAAACAAUAAUGAUGACUCUGAAAAAUCAACUUCUCAAGAACAUGAAGGAAAAUUUAAUUUGGAUGAAAUCGUAGAAUCAAAUAUCGAAAUAAUUACACCUUUUAUCAUAUCUGAUUCUAUUGACAAAAAUUCAAAUAGUGAAUUGGACGAAAACAAUAUUUUAAAUAAAUCUACAUCAGUUUCUUCCAAAAACACCGAAACCACAUCCAAUGUAAUCGAUAAUGUUGAUGAUAGUACAGCAAUAUCAAAUAAAGAUAGCCAGGAAACAACUAUCGCCGAAAACGAAGACGCCAUCUCUUCGGGAUCCGUUGCAGCAAAAGAAAUUGUUAAUUUAGUCAAUAAAAAUAAUAUUGAAUUAGAAAACUCUGAGGAAUUUAUAGUAGUGUGA
Molecule: messenger RNA, 1986 nt
Organism: Ambispora gerdemannii
Lineage: Eukaryota; Fungi; Glomeromycota; Glomeromycetes; Archaeosporales; Ambisporaceae
Source: the annotation of a GenBank genome assembly